Molecule: messenger RNA, 2184 nt
Organism: Leptopilina boulardi
Lineage: Eukaryota; Metazoa; Arthropoda; Insecta; Hymenoptera; Figitidae
Gene: TrpRS
Product: tryptophan--tRNA ligase, cytoplasmic
Exons: 3
Coding region: 179-1411 (410 amino acids)
Biological process (GO): tryptophanyl-tRNA aminoacylation
Cellular component (GO): cytoplasm
Molecular function (GO): ATP binding; tryptophan-tRNA ligase activity
Source: RefSeq, a predicted model, not a curated record
UUGUCUCUUGAAUCAUGUUUUUGUAUAGAGAGGUGAGAGCAUGCUUUAGAUCCUGUAUCAUUCCUGCAUUAAACAGCUUGAAAGAUCAAAACAUUUAAAUUUUGCUUUUAUUUUUAAUUUAUUGAAAUUAAUAGUUAAAAUUGUGUGCAUAUUAUAAAUAACUAAGAAACAUUGAAAAAUGAGUGCCGAAAUGGGAAUUGAAAAAUUAUCGAUUAACGCCAAUGGAGAUGUUCAAAGUGAAGACGUUGUUACACCUUGGAAUGUUGAAAGUACAGGAGCAAAAGGAAUUGACUACGAUAAACUUAUUGAACGCUUUGGAAGCUCAAAAAUCGAUGAUGAACUUCUUCAAAGAUUCGAAAAAGUUACUGGACAAAAGCCACAUCAUUUUCUUCGUAGAGGAAUAUUUUUCUCACACAGAGAUAUGAAUACAAUUUUAAAAUUAUACGAAGAGGGAAAACCAUUUUAUCUUUAUACAGGACGUGGUCCAAGUUCUGAGUCAAUGCAUCUUGGUCAUUUGAUUCCUUUUAUGUUUUGUAAAUGGUUGCAGGAUGUUUUCGAUGUUCCUCUAGUGAUUCAAUUAACUGAUGACGAGAAAUCAAUUUGGAAAAAUAUCAAACUUGAAACUGCAAUUGAACUUGCUUAUUUAAAUGCAAAAGACAUUAUUGCUUGUGGUUUUAAUAUUAAAAAAACUUUUAUAUUUUCAAAUCUUGAACAUAUUGGCAAUAAUCCUGCCUUCUAUCAGAAUAUGAUAAGAAUUCAAAAAUGCGUCACAUUUAAUCAAGUUAAAGGAAUUUUUGGAUUUGGUGAUAGUGAUCCAAUUGCAAAAAUUUCCUUUCCUCCAACGCAAGCAGCGCCUGCUUUUUGCAGUACAUUUCCAUUUAUUUUUAAAAAUUCAAAAGCACACUGUUUGAUUCCUUGUGCAAUUGAUCAGGAUCCUUACUUUAGAAUGACGAGGGAUGUAGCUCCAAGAAUUGGCUAUCCAAAACCUGCAUUAUUACAUUCCACAUUCUUCCCUGCACUGCAAGGUUCAAAAACAAAAAUGUCUGCCAGCGAAGAUAACUCUGCCAUUUUUCUAAUUGAUACACCAAAGAAGAUUAAGGACAAAGUGAAUAAGCACGCUUUUUCCGGUGGACAAGCAACUCUCGAGGAACAUAGAAAACUUGGAGGAAACUGCGAUGUUGAUAUCUCAUACCAGUGGCUAACAUUUUUCCUCGAUGACGAUGAGAAAUUAGAAAAACUCAAAGUUGGAUAUACGUCUGGAGAAAUCUUGACUGGUGAAUUGAAAAAGGAAUUAAUUGAAGUUUUGCAAAAACUUGUAGGCGCUCAUCAGGAAAAUAGAACAAAAGUAACAGACGAAAUUGUAAAAGAGUAUAUGACACCCAGAGAUCUUGGCUUUGUUACGAAGAAAUAACAUUUUUAGAUUUAUAAUUAAUAAAUUACAAUUUUUUUUUGCAUGUAAAUUUAUAUUUAAACAAAAAUUUUGAAGUUUUUAAAAGGAUUUAACAAUUGUUAAUGACUAUUAGAUUAAACAUAAAAAAAGUUUAUUUUUUAAUUUAAAAAAUAUUUUUCUUUGUAAAGAAAUACUUUUAAAAAAAUAUUUCAAUCUGCUAUUUUGUACUAAGUUUACAUAAACUUAAAAAAAAAUGUUCUUUUUAUUAUGAGUUGUUUUACUUAUUCUUGUCAAAGUCUUAACUUGUACAAAAAAUUUGUUUUACAAUCUUAAAACCUAAUUGUUUAAAUAGUUUUUGUGAUCAGUUGUGUAAAACUCAUUAACUAAUUUUCAGAUACCUAAAAAAAAAUAUUAAAUUUGUUAAAACAAAUUAUUUUAUAAAGUGGAGAGACUGUUGAAGACUUAUUAGGAAUAAGAAAUUUAAUCUUUAUUCUUUAACUUAUUCUUUUAAUAAGUAUUGCUUAGAACUCAUCAAGCGAGAGUUAUAAAUUUUGAUUAAAAGUUAGUCGAAUAUUAGGUUUUUAAUUAAAACUAAUCAUGAGCAGUUAAGAUGUCAAUUAUUGAUUAACUUUUAAUUUUUAUUUGUAUAAUCACCUCAAAGUUUCUAUAAUGUAUGAAAAUUUAGUUUUAUUUUUUGUAAACAUUGGAUUUUACUAAUAAAACUAGAAUGUUUAUUAUCAAUUGUUUUCUUAGUUACUGUAAUUUAAAAAAAAUAAAAGUAAUUAUAUUUUUUA